Paramuricea clavata is the source of this 495-nucleotide messenger RNA. Lineage: Eukaryota; Metazoa; Cnidaria; Anthozoa; Malacalcyonacea; Plexauridae. The record is from the annotation of a GenBank genome assembly.
AUGGAGCGAAUCAACGAUAUCUCCCCUUGGUUACUGGAAGCUGAGAGUCAUUCUCUUGGUGAGGUGCAUUCUGUCAGAUCUGGGACGCAUUCCCAUGGCGAACAAGAAAUCGACUCCCUUGGCGAAGAAGACUCCUUUGGCGACACCGAAAAUGACUCCGUACCUCUGCUCGCUUCGAAUAAUAAUGAGUUAAACUUAACCCUCAACCCUCGCCAAACCGCCUCCCAAUAUUCUAUCGGCUCAGCCUCUGUGGAAGGUUCCGACAGCGCUCCGACGCUUUCCGAGUAUACAUUCGCGUCUCGAGGCAAAGAGUUGAGAAAUUUUCUGCGGUUUUUAAAACGAAGGACGCCCGGGUUGGUGUCGCGAGGAUAUUCAUUGCAACUGAAUUUAUCGCUCAUUUCUCUCAUUGGUGGAGCUAUCUCGUUUCUCAUUAAACUGAAUAGCGUGAAUUCUGAAGAUAUCGUGUAUAGAAAUUGCAACUGUACAAUGUCGUAG